UUUUUAAAAUUUCUUUCUCAUUUUUAGGACUAUUAUCAGAGCCAGGAAGUGAAGCAGCGUUUUAUGGCUGCCAUGCACAGCAUUGCCCACCUUACAGCAAGAGACGUGGCUACAGCAUUUGAUCUUCAGAGUUUAAGACUGCUUGUGAUUUAGGAGGUUGUACUGGAGCUCUGGCUCAUGAAUUAAUACAAAUAUAUCCAAAUAUGAAGGUCACAGUGUUUGACCUUCCAGAAGUCAUUGCAAACAGCUCUUGCUUUCAACCAUCAGAACAAUGCACAGCUCCAGUGACAUUUGUAUCAGGUGACUUUUUCACGGAUGACCUUCCAGAAGCAGAUCUUUACAUACUUUCACGUGUUCUUCAUGACUGGCCUGAUGAAAAGAUUCAUGUACUGUUAAACAAAAUAUCAACUGUUUGCAGACCAGGAAGUGCCUUGCUAGUGGCAGAAACUGUGCUUGAUGAGCAGAAGACACACCCUCCUAGAGUUGUACUGCAGUCUCUGAGUAUGACUGAAGGCAAGCAGAGAAGUGGCUCAGAAUAUAAGCAGCUGCUGGAGAAAUAUGGAUUCACAAAUACACAAAUUAAGAUCACAGGCAACUUACUAGAUACUGUUUUGUGCUUCAAGAAGAGUCAGUCAUCUUGGCAUGCACAGAAAUAGCAUGAGAUGCUGAAUUGUUUUAACGUGUGCAAUGUACCUGUCAUCACCCAACAUUGUCAGUUUAGGACCAUUUUGACCCUUUAUAUGAAACGUGGGUGUUAUAAGUUUUGAAUAAAAGGUUUAAACUCAAUCCUGUACAAGCUGUACUCUUUGGGAUGGUAGUUGUCGUCUUCAGUUUUCUAUGGGACUUUACUGGGAAGCACUUCAAGGAUGCCAUUUUAUGCUUUUUUUUAAUUUGCUCUAAAGAAAGACAACCAAGCUCUAAUAGAGUUCCUGGAGUAGUUGUAAUGUCAUAGGAACUUCAGUAGCUUCUAAUUUCCGGGCACAGUAUAUACUCACACAGACUCCACUUGACUUGUUUCCAUUGGUUCCUGUCAGAUUUGUUCUUUUUCUGAGUAUUUUUGAGUAUUGUUAAAUGGCUAUUUAUAUUUUUGCCUCAUUUGAGAUGAAUUUCAGGUUUUAUGCAACUUUUCAAAGAUCUAUGAGUAGAUAUUUCUUUGUUCCAGCUUUUAAUUAAAGAAAUAUUCUCCACCCUCUCUCCUCAAGUACUUUGUCCCUAAUGUCACAACUUUUAAUAGUUUUUUGGAUACUAUAUUAAUAUUUACUAUUUCUAUUUCAAAUGUCCUCUGUAGUAGAAGCAUUCCUAGAGAUUAAAGUUAUACUUUCAAACGAGCUUUCUCUUCUAUCAGUUAUUACUUUUUUGCCUGUCACAUUUCUGGAGCAAUAAUCCUGAUGAGCCAACCUCAGCAAAUAGUUUGAGCAAGGUCAGGAAUUGUAUCUGCCUGCUAGACUCAGCCUUGUUAUUUAAUCAGAAGUUACUUUGCUCUUUGAACUCUGAGUAAAGUGAACGUAAUACAGUGAUUCAUUCAGCUCAUCUAAGAGACACAUAGUACAGAGUAUUUCAGCUGUAGAAAACUAGGGGAAUGCCAGAUUUCUUCCAGACAGGGGUAUGUAAGUCUUAGCAGAAGCUUUUUAUACAUGAAAUUUUGCUGAUUUCAUCUGUAAGGAUGUUUGGAGAGAGAUGUCAAACUACUGAAUGUGUUUGAAGCAAGUUUAUUUUCUGUACUGAUACAAAGUUUGCCAUUAUGCUUAAAGGGUUUAUAUUUUAAAAGACUUAUUCCAGCAAUUUUUCUGUUUCAGUUAUUCAUCAAGUUUAUGCUAUAUAUCAAGCUGUUGAAAAAUGUUUGAGUCAGAACACAGCACUCUUAAAGCUGGCACAUUUAUUACUGUCAGACUUAAAUUUGUACCUCUAAGUACUGUGUACUUAAUGGCUAUAAAACUUGACUAGCACAUGUGGUUAACACAUCACCUCAGUGUACUCUGUUAUUUAAGUGCAGCAUUUUAUACAAAAUGAGACUUAGUUCCUUGAGCAUG
This is a messenger RNA of Meleagris gallopavo (turkey), 2030 nucleotides long. The record is from RefSeq and is a predicted model, not a curated record. NCBI's taxonomy places the organism in Eukaryota, Metazoa, Chordata, Aves, Galliformes, Phasianidae.